Messenger RNA from Diceros bicornis minor, 529 nucleotides. It is a transcript of the gene MTCP1, whose product is annotated as mature T cell proliferation 1. The record is from RefSeq and is a predicted model, not a curated record. Lineage: Eukaryota; Metazoa; Chordata; Mammalia; Perissodactyla; Rhinocerotidae. The transcript is spliced from 5 exons. Gene Ontology annotation, biological process: positive regulation of peptidyl-serine phosphorylation. Gene Ontology annotation, molecular function: protein serine/threonine kinase activator activity. Bases 114 to 437 code for a protein of 107 amino acids.
GACCUGGAAGUUUUAGCCUCGCUGCUCUCGAGGCGGAUUAAUUAGUCCAAGAAACAUUAUAUUCAUGCGUAGGUGGAGAAAAGCAGGGCUAGAAUUGGAACCCAAAGCCCAGAAUGGCAGGAGAGGAUGUGGGGGCUCCACCCGAUCACCUCUGGGUUCACCAAGAGGGUAUCUACCGGGACGAAUACCAGCGCACGUGGGUGGCCGUCGUGGAAGAGGAGACAAGUUUCGUAAGGGCACGAGUCCAGCAAGUUCAGGUUCCCUUAGGUGACGCAGCUAGGCCAAGUCACCUUCUUACCUCCCAGCUACCUCUCAUGUGGCAACUCUACCCUGAGGAGCGCUACAUGGAUAACAACUCUCGCUUGUGGCAGAUCCAGCAUCAUUUAAUGGUCAGGGGAGUACAGGAGCUGUUGCUUAAGCUUUUGCCUCAUGAUUAACCUGGUGCUGGGAUUCUAGGAAGAUAUGCUCCUCUGUUCUGUUCAGUAUAUGGCAAUCACUUCAUCCACCACUGCAGUACACCCACCUGUGG